Molecule: messenger RNA, 1751 nt
Organism: Drosophila yakuba
Lineage: Eukaryota; Metazoa; Arthropoda; Insecta; Diptera; Drosophilidae
Gene: tbrd-1
Product: bromodomain-containing protein 3
Exons: 1
Coding region: 1-1608 (535 amino acids)
Biological process (GO): chromatin remodeling; regulation of DNA-templated transcription
Cellular component (GO): nucleus; chromatin
Source: RefSeq, a predicted model, not a curated record
AUGCAUAAACUCAAGUUGAAGAACAAACAGCCUCCGCCGCGCAAUGAGCCAACUCUACAGCCGGUUAAUGGCAUCGUGCAGCCGCCAGUCAUUCCGCCGCCGAAUCGUCCUGGCCGCAGGACCAAUGUGCUGGAGGAUCUCAAGUCCGUGCUGAACUUCAUCUGGCGCAGUCGCUGUUCCUAUCACUUUCGCCAUCCCGUCGAUGCGGUGAGCCUGGGUGUGCCCGACUACCAUGCGGUGGUCAAGCAUCCGAUGGACUUGAGUACGAUCAGGAAGCGGCUGCACAACAACUACUACUGGCAGGCGAGCGAGGCUCUGGAGGAUUUCAAGCUGAUAUUCGAGAACUGCAUGAUGUACAAUCUGGAGGGCUCACCGGUUCAUCAGGCGGGUAAGGACCUGAAGGAGGCCUUCAACACGCGCCUGGCCUCCAUCGAUUUGAGCAAGGAGGUGGAACUAAAGCCGAAAUCCGAAAAGCGCAAGAGAAAAGCUACCGACUCGCUGGAUGCGGGCACGACUCCAAUGGCGCCACCACCACCUCGAGCUGCGAGUAAUUAUCCUGGCCACUGGCCCUCAGGUCGUUCCCCAUGGCACUGCCCUCCAGCGAUUCCUGGGGUGCCAGCGUUCCGAAAUUUCGUGCCUCCCAACUUGAUUCCAUCGUUUAUGCCCGACUCCUUGGUGAAUCCCGUGACAUCUAUGCUUCCGAUUUCAACAAUGAUGAAUCCGAUAUUCAAGAAUACUUGGGAGGUAAAAAGGGCAGUGGAUCCACCGCCUGAGCAACCGGCCACAUCGCAGGUUGCCUUCCGUCCCAUUGUCUUGCCACCACCCUUGACUUCAUCGCCAAUCGAACCCAUCAUGAUGCCCUUGCCCAAGUGGCCAACGCCACCACCAGCUGAGCCGCCAGCUCCAUCGCCAUUACCGCCUCCAAAGCCCACGCCACCCGUUAUCAUCUGCUACAAGUCUCUGGACCGAUUGAUUGAGAAGAGCCACUCGGAUCAUCUUCUGAAGUCGAUGGUGAAGCGAAAGCGCAAGCAGAUUACUUGGGCUUUUAAUCACGCUGACUACUGGCGAAGAUACUCCCAGAAUCCGGACUACGACCACGAUCGCGAAGAGAAGCUCGAUUGGAAGAUACUCCAGGAGCGCUUGGACUCCGAUAAUUUCGAGAGCUUUGAUGGAUUCGUUAGCUCUGUGCGAAAGAUGUUCCAGAACGCAUUGCGUUGCUUUCCGGAAGACGGAUUGGUCAAGACUUCGGUGAAGAAAACCAAUGAGAUCUUUGAGAAAAGGCUGCCCAAGUACAAGGAGUUGAUUGCCACGGCCAAGGACAAGGGACGUGUACUGGUGGCCAGCAAGGAAAAGGAUUUUCGUGCCGCGGAAACCCUGAACAUUAAACAAGAAAAGGUGGAUCAGAAGACUGAAAACGCUUCGAUUCCAAAACCAGUAGUCAUUAAAACGGAGCCAAUGGAUGCAACAGAACAGGAAGUGGUCAAUAUGGAGCCUAAGGACUUACAACAAAAAGUGGUUGCUAGUACGCAGCCGCUGGAUGAACCAUCCAAUGCUGGCGAUCAAAGUGCGACGUUUUCUCGCAUGGAAAUCAGUUCUAUAAAUGCGUAAAUGCUAAUUCCGUUCACAGUAUUAUGGUAUUAUUUAAUGUAAGUUAUCUAGUCAAUAAUAAUAAUAAACGCCUUAUCACGAAGUAAUAACAUUUAAUAGUUAAAUUCCUAUUUAAAAUAAAACGGUCAAGCACCAAGGCGCCA